This is a messenger RNA of Botrytis fragariae, 1377 nucleotides long. Its product is annotated as putative aminotransferase family protein. The transcript has 4 exons. The record is from RefSeq and is a predicted model, not a curated record. Lineage: Eukaryota; Fungi; Ascomycota; Leotiomycetes; Helotiales; Sclerotiniaceae. The coding region runs from base 1 to 1377 and encodes 458 amino acids.
AUGGGAGAAUUAGACACCAAGUUGGGGGAAGUUUCCCUUAACGACUUAAACACAUAUCAAGCAACGCCUUUUGGUAAAGAAAUGGCCAAGCACUUCCUUUUCGAACCAGGGUGGAGGAAUUUGAAUCAUGGUUCCUUUGGCACUAUUCCUCGUGCCAUCCGUGAAAAGCAAAGGCAGUACCAAGAUGAUUCGGAAGCCCGUCCUGAUGAGUUUAUCCGAUAUACAUACCCUCGAAUCCUCGAUGAGUCACGAGAAGCUUUGGGAAAGCUUCUCAAUGUCCCGACUGACACUGUGGUCUUCGUGCCAAAUGCGACUACUGGAAUCAAUACUGUAUUGAGAAACUUGGUGUGGAAUGAGGAUGGAAAAGAUGAAAUCCUCUACUUUUCUACAAUAUACGGUGCUUGUGGUUUGACGAUCAAAUAUGUUUCGGAGGCCAAUCGUGGCCUGGUCCAACCCAGGCAGAUUACCUUUCAAUAUCCCAUCGAGGAUGAUGAACUCGUUGGACUAUUCGAGAAGGCAAUUGAGGCCUCAAAAGCAGAAGGAAAACGUCCUCGAGCUGCUGUAUUUGAUGUAGUAGGAUCACUUCCUGGAUUGAGAGUUCCUUACGAAAAAUACAUCGAGAUCUGCAAAAGGGAAAGCAUGUACUCCAUCGUUGACGGAGCCCACGGAAUCGGUCACGUUUCACUUGAUCUAUCAAAGCUUGAUCCUGAUUUCUUCGUCAGCAAUUGUCACAAAUGGCUCUUUGUCCCGCGAGGCUGUGCCGUAUUUUACGUUCCAGAACGAAACCAAGAUCUGAUGAGAACAACCUUACCUACAUCACAUGGUUUCGUUCCUAAGGGACCUAGGCCAUUCAAUCCGUUACCGCCAAGCGCCAAGAGCGUGUUUGUCAAUCAAUUCGAAUUCGUUGGCACGGUUGACAACAGCAGUUAUCUCUGCACCACCGAAGCGAUCAAAUGGCGCAAAGAAGUUUGUGGUGGUGAAAAAGCCAUCAUGGAUUAUUGUAGCAAUUUAUCACGAGAAGGUGGUAAAGCUGUCGCAAAUAUUUUGGGUACUAAGGUACUGGAUAAUAGUACCAACACAUUGACAGAUUGUUGUCUUGUCAAUGUAUUACUACCAUUGGAAAUUGGAACAUCAAAUAUCGACGCAUUCUUCAAGAUCAAUGAAGAUACCAAAAUGCAAGCUUACCAAUGGAUGUUGGAAACAUUGAUAAAAGAAUACAAAACGUUCAUCGCCAUAGCAUUCGUGGACAACAAAUGGUGGGCUAGAUUAAGUGGACAAGUAUAUCUCGAAAUGGAAGAUUUUGAGUGGGCUGGCCACGCACUUAAAGAACUGUGCGCACGAGUUGGGGAUGGCGAGUAUUUGAAGAAGGGAAAAUAA